CUUAUACCAUGUAGAUGCAAAGAAAUGGAACAGGAUUUUUCAGAUAGUAGUGCUACAAGCUCCUCUACACGAUCACCAUUAUUAUACCCUUCAGUUCGACGAAAGCGAAAAAGAAAUUUAACCCCAAGCCCUCGAACACAAUCUCCAUCUUCUCGUGAAAGCGAUGACAGUUACAGUUCUGCAGGAGUGAAAUGUCCGAGGCAUGAUCAUGUAGCAAACUGGGAUAUUCUUACAUUAGAAUCGUAUGGACUCUUUUAUGAUGAAAAAGCAACAGAACUAUCAGAGUUAUACAACUCAGUCCUGAAAAAUAUGUACACGUAUUCUGUGUUAGUAAACGAUGCAACAUUUUGGACGAAACUUCUUCAGAUAAAGGGAUUUCUGGUUGAAUUAACGAAAAAGUGUUUACAUAGUUUAGAUGCUGAUGAAGGGUUGGCUAAAAUGGAACAAUUGAGUUCGGGGGAUGUUUUAGAAGAAACCAAAAAAUGUGCACAAUCAAUAGCAAAAAUCAAAGUGGAAAUUGAAUCAGCAUCAUCUUUAGAUGAUCUUUCCUGGCAUCUUUUCAGUCUUUGGCAUGCAGGGAUCUUGGAGUAUGUUCAGUAUUAUUCUGACUUUAUAAAAGAGUUGUUUUCUGAAAGAAGAAUUGGAGUAAAAGGAGAAUUCUGUCAGCUUUUGACUUUAUUCAGCAAGAUUUUCCUGAUAAAUGCUGUGAGAGGAGAUGCUUCACAGACCGUACAAAUGACACUUAAUAGAACAGAAACAGCUAGUGUUCCUGAUCUAAGAUACAGCCUGCAGGGAGACUCAACAAUGGAAAAAGCAGGAGCAUCUCUUAUUACAGUUUCUGUUGGAGAGGUAAAGAUAUGGUCACAUGCACAUGCUGGACACACUGCGACUGAUUUCAAUAUCAGAGACUUGAUGUUAACAGGUCAAUCUGUAGAGACACUGCUGGGACGACAUGGGGGAGAGCUUCUUCUGGAAACCAAGAAAUCUGUCAUAGGAACUACAUGUUUAGGAAUAAUUUGUGUGAAGACCAUGAUUAUUUUCACACGUUUGGAUAUGGAUAAAACACAUCUUACACACUUGGUUGAAGGUUCAAAGGUGGAAGAUCUGAGAAGUAGAAUUCAUUACUCAAAACCUUAUAACUUUUUAGUGAAAAAGGAUCGAGAAGAAAUUUUGGAUACCAUGUUUCAUUUUGGUUUGCUCUGCAGAGUUAGAAGUUCACGUGUACUUCAGGAUUAGCAACAAACACAUUUCGGUGUGUUAUUAAAUCUAUAAACACAGCUCAAAAAUUAUGAAUGAAUGUGUUAAAAAUGUUGAUGUGAGAUGUAAGAAAUUUAAUUACACAUCAUGUUGAUGAAAAAGUUUUAUUCUUAAAUAAUCUUUUGAACAGGUUGCUGUAAAAUAGAGGGUUCAUAUGAGUGUUUUGUUAUUGUGGUGUGAUAACAGCAAAAACUUUUCUUAAGAUGUACUUGUAAGCGAGAAAGCAUGCUGUAUGCACUUGUAAAUAUGAGUAAACAUUUAAAAAUAAAGCAUAUUAAAAUGUA
Messenger RNA from Saccostrea cuccullata (small rock oyster), 1541 nucleotides. RefSeq lists its product as uncharacterized. Lineage: Eukaryota; Metazoa; Mollusca; Bivalvia; Ostreida; Ostreidae. The record is from RefSeq and is a predicted model, not a curated record. The coding region runs from base 25 to 1236 and encodes 403 amino acids. The transcript is spliced from 5 exons.